Messenger RNA from Porites lobata, 4556 nucleotides. The record is from the annotation of a GenBank genome assembly. NCBI's taxonomy places the organism in Eukaryota, Metazoa, Cnidaria, Anthozoa, Scleractinia, Poritidae.
AUGAAGCUUUGGUCAAUUUUUAUAGUCUCUCCAGUAGUUGUAUUGAGUUAUUUAGCCGUAGUUAGCUCCCUUUCGUUCAAUUUGCCUCCUGGACAAGAAAAGUGUCUCAGAGAAGAAGUCCACAAAGAUGUUCUUGUCACGGGUGAAUACAGAUUAUCGGAUGCCCCUCAUCAAAAAACGCAUUUAACGGUAGGUACAUGCAUGGUACUUUUAGUGUAUAGAAGGUUGAAUGGAAAGAAAAUAAUUUUGCCGCGUUAAUGAUAAUUUUGUAUCCGAUAUAGUUCAUUUAACUAUUCACAUGCGCUUGUAGUUCAUAUUGUACACAUGGUGAUUUCCUUUUGUUAGGUAACGGAUUCAACUGGGCAUGUCCUGUAUAAGAAAGAAGACGCCACCAAGGGCAAAUUUGCUUUUACAACUGAUGACUAUGAUAUGUACAAAGUAUGCUUGGAGAGUGAAGGUAGGAGAAGGAAUAAGCUGAAUGCUGAACAAAGUCAGUCAUUCACUUGUUAAAUCGGCUAAACUUCAGAAUACCUGUCCGAUGCAUCUUGUUUAAUAACAGUAGUCCCUACUGUGUUGAACUUUGUGGUAUAACAAAUUCUGACAAGUGGCCAGGUAUUGCGAAGUUGCUCAGUUGAAGCGUAUUGGAGAAUUUUGCAAGUGUAGCUAUUGUUUUAGGGUUCGAAAACAAUAGCUACACUUGUAAAUUACACUCCUGUCCUUGACUUUCGUUGGUCCCACGUACACCGUGAAGAUUGGUGCAUGCAUUGUUAUCAAAUCGUAACCACCCCAUCUGCCAUAUUGGAUCAAGUAGAUACUUCAUGUAACAGAUCACUUGCAGUUUGGGCUCAGGUUAUUUGUCCUACGUGGUUUUUGCUGACAAAGAAACAGCUGAUCCACCAUGGCAUAGACUGUUCAGUCUCCUAUUUUUCUGUAAGAUUGUUUAGAUCAAGCGCUUUGCGUGAUGGGCAGCCAUCUUGGAUGAGUGUCAAAACUACUUAGGGGGCAGGGGGCAGAGGGCAGUUUUCGCUUCCUCCUAAACCACCCUCCACUUGCUGAGUAGUUUUGACACUAGGGACUGUGAACAGUCUACCGUGGCACAGCAAAGGUUAGAUUCUUUCUUUCAUCCAAAAGUCCCGAGACUUGAAAAAAGAGUAGAUGUUGAUGGAAAUUCUGGUGGAGAUGGCGAUGAAGAAGAUAAUUUAGCCUUCAAGGCAACCUUAAAAAUUGUCAGAGAAAUUGGCUACAAGCAGAGAGGUUGGACACCCUGAUGGUCAUUUCAGCUGAAAGACCAUCAAUAGAAGAGUUCCCUUUUUUGAUGAAAUGGAAGGCAGAGAAAUCACAAAGAAUUUUUUCCACACCCAUCAUGGGCCACAAGUAACUGUGUCCCCCUAAUGUUCUUACAUGGCCCUGGGACUCCUCAAGGCAAAAUCUUGGUGAGAACACCGAGUUGGCAUACAUGCACAUCCCAUACCAGUCAACAAUUAUUGUCCUUGGGGGUUACAUGUUAGAAAGUAGCAGUUCAAAAAGCUGUUCAAUCCAAAACUACUUUUGUGCCUUAGAGUAUUAUAAUAGGCACUUACAUUUCUUCUGCAUGCUUGUGCACCAAUUGAAACAGAAUUUCUACUAAUCCUUUCUUCCAAAUUUAAGGUCAUGCAGGAGGUGGAGUAGAAAGAGAAGUUUCUUUAAAUGUGAAACAUGGUGUGGAAGCAAGGAACUAUGAAGAUGUAAGUUUUGAUUUUUGUAGCAAUAUUGCCUUAUGUCCCAGCUGGGAUGAAGAGCUUGAGUGAGUGAGUGAUUUGUAAUACAUCAAGUGGUCACACUAUAGGAUUUUGUCCUGGUAAAGCAAGAGGCAGACAGCCACAUGUUCCUGACACAUUCUGUCUAUAACCUUCUCACUCAGAGAGUUGUUAGCAACUUUGGACAAAACCUUAUUCAAUUGAUACUUCUUUGUUUUUUGGUUUAUUUGAUCAAAGUGAAAGCUCUAAAUUUAAAGCAGACACUAAAAUUUAGUACUGCUUUUGUUUUGCGCCAUCAUUUUGUAGUUAGCCAAGGCUGAAAAGCUGAAGCCAAUGGAGGUGGAGCUCAAGAGGUUGGAAGAUUUAGCAGAUGCUGUUGUUAAUGACUUUGCAUAUAUGAGGCAAAGAGAGCAAGAAAUGAGAGAUACAAACGGUAAAGAGUAUUAUUACUUUAGUGUAUUACAUAUCAUUCAAAGCCGUCAUUAAAGGAUGUAACUAAUUGUAACACUUGCUACCGCUGAGCUUACUUGAUGUUACAGUUGAUCAAAGUUAAAAAGCUAAAGGUGAACAUUCAUUUGCUGUGGCUGCUUCAAAACUUAAUUUUCUUUGAACAGUAGGGUCCACUUGAGUGCUAAUUUCGAGAAAAAUAUUUACCAACAGUAAAAUCAGAUUAUUUCAUAUUAUUGCCGAAUGACAUCUGUUGUUCAUUUCAGAGUUCCGUAGUCAUCACUUUAAACCAAAAAAGUUAUGAUGAAAAGUUCGUCACAGGUCAUUGUUUCUAUCUUAAUAACAAAGCCACCCUAAAAGUCCAUUACCAGUACACGUAUUAUACACAGACAUCAAGUACUUGUGCAAUUUAUUGAUUGGUGAAGUUUUGUAUCAGCUUCCGUAUUAUUUUUAAUAAUAUGUCUAUUAUUAUCUUGCAGAGUCAACCUAUUCCCGUGUGCUGUAUUUCAGUAUUUUUUCCAUUCUGUGCCUGUUUGGUUUGGCCACAUGGCAACUGUUUUACCUGCGACGAUUCUUCAUUGCCAAGAAGCUCAUAGAGUAACUUAAGGGAUCGAAAGCUCCUUUCACUAAAAGAGAAGGCAACCCUACUUUACAAACCAGAUACAUGUACACUCAUUGACUGAGCGAUUGUGAAUGGCUGAACUCUUGAGUUUAUCAAAUCCAACUUUCAAGCUGUAAACACACAACCAACCUCUUCACAACCACUACCCUUAGUCUGUUACAAAGUUUUUCCAGUGUUGUUAAUAAUGGCACUGGCUGUGUAGAGGGUAACAAGCAAUACAUGUGAACAAACAUGUAAGCAGUGAAGAAGGAUACAAAAGUAGAGAUUUUAGGUAUUGACUGUAGUGGUACAUGGUGGGUUGGCCUUGAAGGUUUUAGGGUUUUUUUUUUAGUGUUCAUAUGUUUUAUGUAACAUCUUAAACAUGAAGUGUUUCAUCUGCGCCUCAUUCUUAGGACCUCUCUUCUUCCUGUCCCAGAGACCACUUCAAGGGAACUAGCUUGAUUCAUCUGAUUCCCAUCCCAAUUGUUUGUUUGUUUGUUCUAUUUUUCUUUCUGUUUGCGAUGGGAGCCAAUGCUUGCGGAAAAUUUUUUUUUUGCCUUUUUCCCCCACUGCAGAGCCUGGUCUCAGGUCUUCCACUUCUCUAUUUAUCAGAUUAAACGUUUUUCAGGUUUAAUGUUAGCUUUACAUACAGCUUCUCCAAUUUAUAGUCAGUAAUUCUGAAGAAAUUUAAAGCUAAAGUUUGCAAAAUUUUAUGGUCACUAGAAUGAUGUUUUCUAACCUCCUUCGCAGUUGUUACCUCCUAUGUUUUCCCACAAAAAUUUAUUAAUAAGUACAUUAAUUUGAAAGAUCUUUCUAUUGGUUUCACUGUGACUCUCCUCUCGGAGAUGAGCUGGAUGCCAGAUCUAGUUUUGUAUAGGGAAAUGUAUAUACAAUAACAGCGCUUAUGUCAUCCUUAAAAUCACCUCUUUCAGUCUCUUUAUUAUAACAAGUAAAUACGUGGUUUGAAAAAAACUUGAAUUCUAACUUGUCCUUUGUACUAGUCUUUCUCGCAUUUUGCCUACCUUGGUUCAUCAAAAUAAUGCAUGUCUGUUUUUGAUUAAAGGAUGUAAAGGAUGAUUUGCAUGUCCCCAGCAAGCAAAGAAAGUAGCGUCCGAUAGCCUGGGACUAGUGGAUUUUGCUCUAGGGCUAGUGAAUUCUGUUCUUAACUUGCCUGACAGACAAGUGAAGUUUUAGGGGAAAUUCAAAUUACAGAAGAACUUAAAUCAAUCGUGGGGUCAAUUUAAUAAAACUUUUACAAGUGUAAUUUAGAAGCGUAGCUGUUGUUUUCAGAACCUAAAACAAUAGCUACACUUGUAAAUCACACUUGUAAAAGUUUUAUUAAAUUGACCCCUGCUCAUCAAAAAUUUUGUGGGGGGCUAAUUAAAAUAAAUUUGGGGCUAGUACUUGCUCCCUGUAACUGUAGUUUGCCCAAAUGGCAAGCUUUAAAACAUACCUUCUUGCACCCUGUGUCUCUAGGAAUGUUAGCAUGAAAAUUCCCUUGCGAGAAAGGGAAAUCAAAUCGUCCCGGAUUACAAAACAGGACUUUUUUUGUGAACACCAUGGUGAACCUUGAUAUGCUCUAUGGAUUUUGUUUUCAUAAUUUAUUGGUUCUUAAUCGGUAAGCUUUUGAAAUACUCGAGUCACUUCCUCUUACAGAUGUAUGCUUAACACUUCCCAUAAAAUAAUCGAAAAAGAGAAAAGAGAAAUAAUUUUGUUUAUUGUGAAGAAGGUUUGGUUAAUCCAUCAGUGACAGAAUACUAUUAUUUUCCAAC